AGCGAAGAUGGAUGAUGUGCUCCAGAGCUCUUCUGGGGAACAGACUGGUCAACUGACCAUUGAAAAAGUCACCUUGGGACAGGACCCACCUUACAUGGAAAUAAAGACAAAGGCUGAGAAUGCAUACAGCACUUCUGUGAAGGAGAACAUUCCACCCUCCGAGUGGUCUUCUCAUCAGGAGCUGCAGACCAACCCAGCAAAAGAGGAGGGAUUUGGCUUAAGUUUGCCGUUGGGGGAAGAGUAUGAGAGGAAGAAGCAGAGGUUACAGGAGGAGCUGCGUCAAGACUACAGGCGCUAUAUGGCUCAGGAAAGGCUAAGAAAUGGAAGGAAAAAUGAGUGUAAGGUUCUUCAUAAAGGGCAAAAUGGAGAGAAAAAGAUGCAGAACAUGACAGAUGUGUCACAGCAGGCCAAAGUCGUUGCCGACGGACCUCGUAUCUGGGCGAAACCCAGUGAGAAACCCCAGUCCAGGAGGGAUGCUGCCACUCUAACAGAGAGCGGGUGGGAGACACCAUCGUACCAGCGGCGUGGCCGGAGAGAGCGGAGGUCCUGGGCACUCCGUGAGGAGCGUGACUCGGAGCCAGGUUCCUCAGAGGAAGAGCUGCACCUCCUGGCCAGGAGGCAAUUGCGAGCAAGGCACGAGCGCAGACACGCAGAGAGGAGGAGGCAUCGGCUGUCCUACAGACCCACCAGGAGAGAAAGAGCGUCCAGUGCCGAUUAUGAAGAAGACUACAGGGAGACGAACCGGAAGUCGCUUUCAGUUUCGCCAAAACCCACGCUGCAGGAACCAGAGCCAACAAUGUCCAGCCAGAGAUCCAAGUCCGCAGCCAGUAAGGAUGAGGCUCGAUUUGCCACCGGACUAAUGAUUGGAGGCGCUGCCGAGGAUCACCUGGUCAGACAGCAGAGGAAAGACCGAUACAGACAGGAGCUGCUGGAUCAAAUAGCCGAGCAGCGGAGGAACAAGAGGAGGGAAAAAGAGCUGGGACUCAUGGUUGCCGCCACAGGAGCGGUUGAUCCAGAUAAACUGCCCGACCGCAUCAGACAGUUUAGCGCUGUCACUCAAGACCACAAUGGCAGCAAAAGAGAGGUUCCAAGCAGGAUGGGUGUCGACACACUACACGGUGCCAAGGAAAAGCCCCUGCCAGUCAUGGACGAGCAGUCUCCACCGGAGAGACCUUCUGCAGCCUUCCAAUCUCCCGUGCUGGACAACAGCAUUACUCUGCCGCCAGUAGCUGGACGCAGGGCUGCGGGACCUGCGGGGGGUGGUCUUAGUGGUCACAAUGAAGACAUCCAUAAAAGCCUUUCCAGCACUUUAGGUGAAAUCGUAGCCCUAAGAAUGCCAGCUAUGCCAGCUGUCCCCCCUCCUGUGCUGCCCAUGCUGGCCGACUCCUACAGGACCCCUUACGAUAACGCCUACUACUACUAUGGAGCCAGGAAUCCUCUAGCCCCUGCUUUGGUUCCCAGUCUGCACCAUGGUGAGCUACCAGGAAGUGGAGAGUAUCCCACGACUCAAGUGAACCCUCUGCCCGGAUUGUUUCCGCCCACCCAACAGGGUCGCUCAGGACCCCAAGUACAAGUGACCGGUGAGGCUGAUCCUGUACCAGGUGGAAUGGGAACAGGAGCCUUUCCAGGAAUGACAGCCCAGAAGUCAAACUACCAAGAAGCCCUCAAACAACAGAUCCGAGAGCGGGAGGAGCUCCGUAAGCAGGAGGAGGAUGAGAGACAGAACCACGAGGCCAAGCUAGCCAGGGAUAUGGAGGCCUACAAUCCCUGGGGCAGAGGAGGCGGUGGUGCACCUCUGAGAGACAGCCAGGGCAACCUCGUUGCUGACCUGAAACAGAUGCACAAGUUCAAUAAGGAAGCAUAUCUGAACCUCAACUCUCAGGACAAGCAAACAGUUCUUCUUGCCGCCAGGACCAUCUCGACCCCUGAGGCGGAGGACCAGCCCACCUCGCCCCAAAGGACCUCAGGUGUCUCUUUUGCCCAAACCUCGCCCUUUGCCCGGGGCAAUGUUUUUCCGGAACUGAGUGAACGGCAAAAAGUUCACGGCCAAGAAAAGUACAAAGAUGAUCUCCGAAAGCAGAUCGAGGAGAAGCGUCGAAAGGAGGCAGAGGAGCGCGAGCGGCUCCGGAUGCAAGAGGAGAAGGAGGAGAAGAGGGUCGCAGAGGAGCUAGCAAAGAUGAGAAGGGAGUAUGAGGAGGAGCAGGAGAAGAGGAGACGCAAAGAGAGGGAGAUGAUGCGGCAGGCGGAGGAGUGGCGCAAGCAGCGUGAGGAGGAGAAGAAGAAGCGCGAGGAGGAGGAGGAAGAGGAUAAGCGUCACAGAGAGAAACGCAGCGAGUUGCCUCAUUCCGAUCCCCAAGCGAGGAAGGACACGGACGCUCGGCACACAUCGAGACCGCCUUCUGCAGGCGGUCGCUGCGCCCCAUCAGCUGCGUCUGCGAGUUCUCGCUGGGUGUCUGGGGAAAAUGCCGAAAAUGAGAGCGAGAAACACGAGGAGGGGUGGCGCAAAGCGGAAGAGGAGAAAAGCAAGAAGGAGAAGCGUCACAGAGAGCUGCUGAGGUUUCAGUCCAAGAGGGACAGACAGGUCUGGGUGGAGGAGAAGCGCAGAGAGUCGUCUCCUCCCGUCCCCGCAUUGAGGAAGAAACUGUCCACUAGGCACACAACCCGUCCACCUUCAGCCGAGAGCCACCGUGCCCCAUCGGCUCUGUCGAAGAGCUCAGGAUGUGCACCGCAAUCCCCGCAGGAACCAUCCGGUAGGAAUCCACCGAAAUCCACAGAGGAACGCGGGGGUGUGAUCGGCGAGCUGUCAGUCCUGCGCAGGCUGUUACGUGAUAAACAGAGACAGCUUGAGGAGGAGCUGCUGCAGACAAAGGUGGAGGAAGGUGACGCGUCUAAUGCCAUAAGUGCCCCCAGGCACAAGAAACAUCACCCUAUGGAUGUGUUUCACAUAAGCCGGCCAGUCGCUGUCAGGCGAACCCCCCAGAAAGCUGCGGAGGCAACUAACCUGCAAAAUAUCCUCGAUUUCAACAAGCUCAAGUACAGAGAUACUGAAUCGCGAGAAGAAGUUCGCCGUCUCUACCCGGACCCCCCCGGUGAUGACCGGAGCCUGGAUAUCCAGCAACGAGCCCUAAUCCGCGAGCAGCAGCGCAGGAUCAACAGACUAAGGAACACGGGUUCUGCAGACGAUCUCUCGCACAAGAGCAAAAACAUCGAGAAUCCCACCAAGGAUUUAGUGAGAAGCUCCCUUCUGACUUCAGAGAGUGCUUUCUUUGAACCUGAAGAGGGCACAUCCCAACGCUUGGCCAGGGAGCAGAGGAGGUUGGCAAACUGGACAGAUCCAGACAGGGAGCUGGGGAGCCCCAAGCAAUUGAUGGGCCAGACAGACUUUGACUCACCGCACUCUGAGGCCAGCCUUCGCAUGAAGGAGCACAGAAAGCAGAGGAUGACGAGGCUUCAGGAACUGAAAGACCAAGGCUGGUUGGAUGAAUUGGACACAUCCAAUGAAGAUGGUGAUCUCCCUCUGCACACUGUAGAAAUGAACUUGGAAGGGCGCCAGUCUGUGGACACGGUUGCCACAGAGCCCUGGCUGAGACCGGGUACUUCAGAGCACUUGAAACAGGUCAUGACUCGUCAGAGGCACAAGCCACCCAGCAGGAACUUGUCAAAAUCCAGCUGGGAGGACCCAUCCACUUACCCCAGCUGAGCCGCUCACCGAAGAGCCUACCUCUACUAAUCACAUAGAUGGGGUUUUUGACAGGCCCUACUGGAGUCCCACGGCUAAGUCAGGGUGACAUCUAGUGUCUCUCUACUGUGAGAUUAAUAUACACCAGUCCUCACCUUAAGAACAUAACUGGGACCAGAAGUCUGAAUGAAACUCAAAUUGUUUUUAAAUCUAAUGACUACAUUAGAAUCAAUGAGAGCUCAAUAAUACAGACAUACCUUGAUAUAUUGACUGGUAAGGUUGUGUAAAAAAAAACCUCACAUAAAACUAUAAUGAAUAAGAAUUUUCUUUUAUUCUCUCUUAGACUUAUAUUAUUUACUUACCCAUUUUCACCUGCUGCUUUGCCAGUACACUGUGGUUCAGAGGCUGUUAUGUAAACAUAGUGCAUAAGUCAGGGUAAACUGUGGACAGUUUAUUGUCUAUUUCAAAAAUAAUAAAUUAGUUAAAAGUUAACAAAUGAGUUAAAAGACAUUUAUUCUAUUUUCAACUGCUCAUCCAAUGCUGGGUGUCAGUGUUGAGAAAUCAAUCCUGCAAACUCAGGGCAUGAGACCAAAUACACUGUGGACAGGAAACCUGUUGUUGCAGGACUUUCAUCAACUUGAAACAACAUUAAAAUAGUCUAAAAUUCCUGAAAAUAUAACAUACAUCAUCUCCACAACCUCAUAUUCAAUGUGUUUUGUCUGCUUUAUACAUGCAAUUCUUCUUCCUGUGCAUUAAAUACUGGCUAUGUGUCUCAUUUUUUACUGGACACACAAAAGUUCUGAUGUUCAGGAUGGGACUGAUUCAUCACAUAAACUUGUGCAAUAUUCAUAGGCACCAAGGCACUUUCAGUUUGCAUUAUUAACUAUACAAUCAAUAAAUGCUAAAAAUAAAAAUGAA
Molecule: messenger RNA, 4597 nt
Organism: Scleropages formosus (Asian bonytongue)
Lineage: Eukaryota; Metazoa; Chordata; Actinopteri; Osteoglossiformes; Osteoglossidae
Product: centrosome and spindle pole-associated protein 1-like
Exons: 29
Coding region: 8-3700 (1230 amino acids)
Biological process (GO): positive regulation of cytokinesis
Cellular component (GO): microtubule; spindle pole; centrosome
Source: RefSeq, a predicted model, not a curated record